This is a messenger RNA of Pocillopora damicornis (cauliflower coral), 1404 nucleotides long. RefSeq lists its product as uncharacterized. Gene Ontology annotation, cellular component: membrane. Lineage: Eukaryota; Metazoa; Cnidaria; Anthozoa; Scleractinia; Pocilloporidae. The record is from RefSeq and is a predicted model, not a curated record.
AUGAAAUCUUAUACUUACAAGGUAACGUGUAACACCUUUUCCGCGAAAGCUGUCACGACAUAAGUAGCUGCAUCUUUGUCCUAGGACUGACAGUCUGUGCUAUCAGCGUGAGGAAAGAGAGCGGUAAGAAGGAAAAUUUAUAAUUCAUUUCCUCAAGAAAGAAUAUAUAAGUUCCUCUUACUUCGAUAGAGGUUUACAGACGUGGACGAUUUCACUUUACUCAAAGACAGAGAAACGAGAACUCGUGGAAAAAUGAAUCAAAGUUCUGGGAACCAGCGUUUCGCCUAUCAGCAACCUAUUGGCCAAGCCCCUCCAGGUCAAUUGCAGCCCAUGUAUGUCCAGGCCCAGGCCCCUCCUGGACAGUAUGCUCAACAACCAGUUGGACAGGCUGUACAGCCAGCAGCAGCGCAGGAACCGACGUUGCCAAAGACUACUGAUUAUUGGAACAGUGCCUUGAUUGCAGAAAGAGUGGUUGAGUUUCUUUUCCUAUCAGCUGCUUGGAUAUCGAUUGUUAGAUAUUCCAAUGCUCCUGUAUAUGAAGUCGGGAGAGUGAAUUUUUUUAAGGGAAUUACAGUGUUCUGCUGGAUCGUGUCCAUUGUAUUUCAAGUUGGGUUUGUUUUUGGCUUCAACUAUAUCAAGCGUCUCUUGUCACGACCGUCACACUUGACAAUUGUGUGCUUUAUUGUGCAUAUUAUCCUGACCAUCUUACUGGUGGCUUGUACACUGACCCUCGUGUUUCAUGCGCAUGACAUGUCCAAGGCUUACGACGCACUGCCCCGGGCUAUAAGGAUGAACCUUGAUGAACUCUACUUGGCACUGAUUUUUGGUUUUCUGGUCUGCUUUUCUUUCUUUGAAAGCAUUCGAUUGUUCUACAAAAUGAUCGUUACACAAAGAGGAGAGGAAGAAACCGACAACACUGCACAGACGGCUCAGGGGCCUGGUAUUCAGUCUUCUGCCAUGUAACCCAAAGGUGCCAUUUGAACAAGGAAAGAAAACCUUUAUCUAGCUUUAGAGAUAUACAAGCGUGUUGAGCCUAGUUAACGUUAGAGAUGCCUGAAACGAUUUGGUAAAGUUGAUGAGACAUGUUACUCAUUGUAGCCAUCCUUUUUUGCGAUGUUAGGUUUCAUGUUUUUGUGCUUUACACCAUGAUAUCACGUUUGCUUGUAUUUUUUUCAGUCGGAUUGUUCACAGUUAUGUAAUAGAGGUAAUCAGUUUAAAAAAAAAAAACCGACAAAUUUCUCUGUGAUGAGUUUUUGUUUAGUUAUUUUAACCUGACUGGGCCUAAUCAAUAUACUCCUAUACUCUUUUUGAACUUACUGACUUAGAGAUGUAGUCAGUCACUUUAUGUGAACGCAAAAAAAUAAAGUUUGUACAUGGUCAGAGUGCUCCUGACCUAAACUGCAA